AUGGCUAGCUCCAUAGUACUGUUGUUGCUCCUCAUUGCUUUGGCUCUUCUAUCUGUAUCCGCUAAUCUUGUUAGCAUCGAUUGUGGGUCAUCGGAUUCCUACACAGAUGAAAAUUCAAUAAAAUGGGUAGGAGACGACGACUUUGUUCAAAAUGGCAAGUCCCAAGUGGUGCAAACCACCAAUGGAGUGUCUCAUGUAAUGGGCACCUUGAGGGUGUUUUCAACUAGGAAAAAAAACUGUUACUCCAUCAAAGCAGAAAAGGGCUCUCAAUUUCUUGUGCGUGCAAGUUUUUAUUAUGGAAACUAUGACAAAAAGUCAGCUCCUCCUAGCUUUGAUCUUCAAUUGGAUGGAAACUAUUGGGACACCAUUCAAACUUCAGCUGAUGGUGUUGUGUAUGAUGAAGUUAUAUAUAUCACGAAAGGUGAUUCUAUAGAGCUUUGUCUUGCCCAGACGCAGCCCAACCAGCUUCCGUUCAUAUCCGCGAUCGAGAUCCGGGGCUUGGCCUCGGAAAUGUACAAUCAUGUCGAUUCGGAAUAUGCCAUGCUUCUGACAAGAAGGGUUGCUUAUGGUGCAACUGAAGCUAUAAGGUAUCCAAGUGAUGAUUUUGAUAGGAUUUGGGAUGCAGUGGAGGUUGGCAAUGGACUAGUAAAAGUCACAACUGAUGCACAAACUAUUGAUACAUCUGUGCCUGAUCAGCCUCCUGUAGCUGCUUUCCAGUAUGGAAUAACAACCUCAAAAACAUCUGAAGCAAUACUUCUGGUCACUGAUCUUCCACCCGUUGAAGUUCCCAUCUACAUCAUCAUGUACUUCUCCGAAGUAACCGUACUUGAUUCGACUCAAACCCGAUCCUUCGAGAUCUACAUCGAUGGCAAGUCUCACUUCGACCCCAUUGUUCCAGUCUAUGGAAGUGUCGUUGAGAUGUCCAUUACCAACAUAAGUGCUUCUUCAAACACCUCCUUCUCUUUGGUGGCUACUUCGGACUCGACGCUUCCUCCUUUGAUCAAUGCCAUGGAAGUUUAUUAUGUCAGCAGUCCAAUCACGGAUGGAACUGAUAGCAAAGAUGUGGCAGGUUUAGCUACGUUGCAAGAUAAGUUUAGCAUACUACAGGAAUGGACUGGUGACCCAUGCCUCCCGUCCCCAUUUACAUGGGAUUGGGUCAAUUGUUCUGCUGGCGACACACCCCGCGUCACAGCACUCUAUCUGAGUGGCUUUGGUCUUUCUGGGCAACUCCCAGAAUUCAGCUCCUUGGAUGCUCUUCAGACAAUAGACUUGCACAACAACAGCUUGAGUGGAUCCAUUCCUGAUUUUCUUGGCACCUUGCCUAAUCUAAAACAAUUGAAUUUGGCAGACAAUAAACUCAGUGGACCCAUACCAACCACAAUUUCAAACAAUAACAAGCUGAAGUUAGUGUCGUCAGGCAACCCUAAUCUGUGUGUCUUUGGUGGGUCCUGUAAGACAAUAGUUGAUAACAGUGGAGGCCCUUCUUCUGGUAGCAGCAGCAAGAAAAAAAGCAGCAAGCUACCAUUAAUUCUUGGAAUUGCAAUUCCAGCUUUCUUUGUUUUCUGGGUUAUUGUGGUGAUCUUUGUCUGUGCUAUGAGCCAAAGUAAAAGGAGAAGAGCAGCUGCCAUAGCAGCAACCAAUGCAGGACAAAACGGUAGGGCCAACAUGCCUAAUGGCCUACCACCACAAGGAGCACCAAUGAACCCACAGAUGUUGGGUAAAUUUGGAGAAGUUAUGAUGAAUCAGUUUGCAGGCAAUGAUGAAGACCGUGGAACACCAGAGCAAGGAACACCUGAGCAAAUAAGAAAUCAACAGGUUGAAGAAAGGCCACUACAGUAUUGAGUUGCUCAAGUUCCCUUUUGUUUACAUAGUUGUUAUUGAGCCAAAAUUGUAUUCAUGAUUAGUUGUGUUUGAAAUUUCUUAAAUAUGUUUUC
Molecule: messenger RNA, 1934 nt
Organism: Prunus avium (sweet cherry)
Lineage: Eukaryota; Viridiplantae; Streptophyta; Magnoliopsida; Rosales; Rosaceae
Product: kinase-like protein
Molecular function (GO): protein binding
Source: RefSeq, a predicted model, not a curated record